Chelmon rostratus (copperband butterflyfish) is the source of this 1050-nucleotide messenger RNA. It is a transcript of the gene pithd1, whose product is annotated as PITH (C-terminal proteasome-interacting domain of thioredoxin-like) domain containing 1. The transcript has 6 exons. The record is from RefSeq and is a predicted model, not a curated record. The coding region runs from base 139 to 774 and encodes 211 amino acids. Gene Ontology annotation, cellular component: nucleus. NCBI's taxonomy places the organism in Eukaryota, Metazoa, Chordata, Actinopteri, Chaetodontiformes, Chaetodontidae.
ACAGAGAAGUCUGUCCACUUCAGGCCGCGAAGUGAAACUCGUUUCACUUUACCAAAACACUGUGGACGAACGGCUGCAGUCAGCCACCUGUCUUUGACCAAGCUCCCUGUAACGGAAAGCAGCGGCUUGAGCGCCACGAUGUCCGGGCACGGUCACGGUCACGGACCCGGACACGGUUGCGGGUGCGAGUGUGACCACGAGCCCGCGGAGAGGGGCCUGGAGUACGGACUGUACCGGCGGAUCGACCUGGAGAAGCUGCAGUGUCUGAACGAGUGCAGAGACGGGGAUGGAAAGCUGGUGUUCAAACCGUGGGAUCAGCGGAACGAGCGGGACAAGUAUGUUGAGAGCGAUGCAGAUGAAGAGCUGCUGUUCAACAUCCCUUUUACAGGCAGCGUGAAGCUGAAAGGCAUCAUCAUCUCUGGAGAAGAUGACGACUCUCAUCCGGCUGAGAUACGACUGUACAAGAACAUCCCUCAGAUGUCCUUUGACGACACCGGCAGAGAACCUGAACAAGCCUUCAGACUCAACAGAGACCCCACCGCUGAGCUGGAGUACCCAACAAAGAUCACUCGUUUCUCCAACGUUCAGCACCUCUCCAUCCACAUCUCAAAGAACUUCGGAGCGGAGAGCACCAGGAUCUACUACAUCGGUCUGAGGGGAGAAUACGCUGAGGCUCACAGACAUGAAGUGACGAUCUGUAACUACGAGGCAUCAGCAAACCCUGCAGAUCACAAAGUGGAGAGCAUCAUCCCACAAACCAACUUCAUUUCCUGAAAGCUGCACAGAGUCGGAAGGAAGGGGAGGAGGAGGAGGAGGAGGGGAGGUUUCAGUGGCGUCUGCUUGACAGGUGUCAAAAAGUCAAAGAUGAGUCCAACGCUGCGCACCGGCAGGUUGAUUGAGCUCGAUCCGGGACCGAGCACAGAAAUCUGAAGACCGAAGAGCUUCAGAUGUGUCUGGAAGUGCCAAGUUGUUGUUCUGUUUUCUAUGGCAAUAAAGAGUGAAGGCUUAAUGUGGGCAAAAAGCUUAACAAUAAACGCAUGAAACAUUUGA